Molecule: messenger RNA, 3093 nt
Organism: Cloeon dipterum
Lineage: Eukaryota; Metazoa; Arthropoda; Insecta; Ephemeroptera; Baetidae
Gene: GluClalpha
Product: glycine receptor alpha 1
Exons: 11
Coding region: 186-1526 (446 amino acids)
Biological process (GO): nervous system process; regulation of membrane potential; chemical synaptic transmission
Cellular component (GO): neuron projection; synapse; plasma membrane
Molecular function (GO): excitatory extracellular ligand-gated monoatomic ion channel activity; transmitter-gated monoatomic ion channel activity involved in regulation of postsynaptic membrane potential; transmembrane signaling receptor activity
Source: RefSeq, a predicted model, not a curated record
GCCCCCGAGCCGUAGGCAAAACGCACGACCGUGUGCCUCGCGUUGCCUACAUCGCCUUUUUGCAGGCGAACGUGUUUCUAAUUUCCCCCGAUUUCUUUUUGUGCGUGUGUGCGUCCUCUGCAGUGGAUUCGGCAGCACCUCUCGAGUGUCUCAUAUGGAACCGCCGGAGGAUAUUGGCUUUUGAUAUGACGGCCACAACAAGCACCACCCUCGCAUUAUUUGCUGUAGCCAUCCUUGUCUCAUUAUGUUGCACAACAACAGAUGCAAAUGACAAAGUGAACUUCCGCGAAAAGGAGAAACAAGUGCUGGAUCAGAUUCUGGGUCCAGGUCGCUAUGACGCAAGGAUCAGGCCCUCCGGGGUCAACGGCACAGGCAAAGGUGAAGACAAUAGUAACCCCACAGUUGUGAAUGUCAAUAUCUUUCUUCGCUCCAUCAGCAAAAUUGAUGAUUAUAAGAUGGAAUACAGCGUGCAGCUGACUUUCCGCGAGCAGUGGACAGACGAACGACUCAAAUACAACGAUUUUGGAGGGAAACUCAAGUAUCUUACGCUGACUGACGCGAGCAGAGUAUGGAUGCCCGAUUUGUUCUUCUCGAACGAAAAAGAGGGCCACUUCCACAACAUCAUCAUGCCCAACGUCUACAUCCGUAUUUUCCCAUACGGAUCAGUGCUCUACAGUAUUCGAAUCUCCUUGACGCUUUCCUGCCCGAUGAACCUCAAGUUGUACCCGCUCGAUCGGCAGGUGUGCUCUUUGAAAAUGGCCAGCUACGGCUGGACGACGGACGAUUUGGUAUUUUUGUGGAAGGACGGUGACCCAGUGCAAGUUGUCAAGAAUCUACACCUACCACGCUUCACGCUAGAGAAAUUCCUCACUGAUUAUUGCAACAGCAAAACAAAUACAGGCGAGUACAGUUGCCUCAAAGUGGACCUGAUGUUCAAGCGCGAGUUCUCGUACUACUUGAUCCAAAUCUACAUCCCGUGCUGCAUGUUGGUUAUCGUGUCAUGGGUCAGCUUUUGGCUGGACCAGGGCGCGGUGCCGGCGCGCGUCUCGCUCGGAGUGACCACUCUGCUGACCAUGGCCACGCAGACAUCAGGUAUCAACGCAUCGCUGCCCCCCGUCUCGUACACAAAGGCCAUCGACGUAUGGACGGGAGUCUGCUUGACCUUCGUGUUUGGGGCGCUGCUCGAGUUCGCCCUGGUGAAUUACGCCUCGCGUUCAGACAUGCACAGGGAAAACAUGAAGAAGCAGCGAAGACAGCAAUACGAGUCGGAGCACGCACUUGAGUUCGAAUUUCAGCCGUUGGUGCGUCACCCUGGCGACCCGAUGGCCAUCGAGAAGCUGCGGCCGUGCGAAAUCCACGUGCCGCCGCAGCGGGACAACUGCUGCCGCUCGUGGCUGUCCAAGUUCCCGACGCGCUCCAAGCGCAUCGACGUCAUUUCGCGCAUCACCUUCCCGCUCGUGUUCGCCAUGUUCAACCUGGUCUACUGGUCAACCUACUUAUUCCGCGACGAGGGCGAGGAGACGUAAGCAGCAAUACUCCCCCGACACACUCACCGACACUACCCGCGCACGAAGGCAUACAUAAUCGACUCACGCACACAUACUACACUACACACCGACACAACAAAACACACUUGGAGCAUCGCAGAAGGAGCGAAAAGUGCAGUGAAAGAAUGGGAAGAACGAGAAAAAGAAUGAGUUUAAAACUGAACACAAGUGCUAUCGCAGCUUCUCCGACGCCGAUUUUAAUCGCGACUUCUCCCUAGUAUCCCAGCCUACAGGUCACAUACUAUUCGAUUUCAAGCGAAUUUACACUCGGGAGGGGUGACUUCGUCAGGAGCGGUCUUUGGCGAAACUUUGUGAUCGUUGCAGGUUUUUGAACAACUUCGUUUUUAAGGGCUGCAAUUAUUCGACCAGUAAAUCUCGUAAAUUAACUAAUCGUUUUCAUUUUAAUCUUUACGAACGCUAUUAUUAGUGAGUUUUGAGUUCUAAGAGCCCUUAGAAACAAAUGUUGCAACCAGUCUGCUUCCAGCAGAAAAAAAUUAGCGUCGAUUUUCGAUUCACACACGUCAAGAGCCAAUCCUGGUGAUCAAUUAUUCCUCCCCUAGCAAAUAUGACAGUGUGAUUGCGUUAUUCCUUCAGAUUCGGAAGCAGAAAUUUGCAUAAUUUAGCAUCCGUUGUUGAGUGUGUUGACGCAGAUGCAAAUCAUAUUGUUUUGAAUUCUAUUGACUUCCGGAGGCGCUCCAGCGUGUGGCCAAACACGUGCUCAAUAAAAUGUAUCAAGCCACGAACUCAGAUGAUAUUAAGCAAACACAAGGCCAAAUUAGGCGGAAAAAUAAAUAAUUUGUAAUCCCUCGGUAAAAAAGAUAAUAUCUUAUAAAUGCAACUUUUGUAUAAAGAAUGAAUUUCAACUCGCAAUCAAUGUGGUUAAGUGUAUAUCACGCAUCUUGAAUGUUUGUACGGACAAAAUGUCGUUUCAAUUAUUUGAAUCUCGUGCGCUACGCAACGUUUGCAACUCAUGACUAGCAUGACUUUCUCGGAGAUGCACUUUCGGUUUUCCGGCUUAUUCCUACAAAGGAUGUAUGAACCUAGGGUUAAAUCCCCUGUGAUGAGCUCACGUGGAGAAUUACAGGUCUCUUGCGCGCUAUUUCUUCUAUUGUAAACUUAUGAACAUGGGUGUUAGGAUCACAAGUAGCCGCGAUCAUUUAUUUCUAGCAAAUCGAUAAUUAUUACCGUAUAGCAAUCAUCACGACAUUGAAUAACCAAACGAGCAAAAGAUUGCAAAUUGAUAUUUAUACGACUAUAAGUACACACACGAACAACACCCACUCACAGACACGCAGCAAGAAUCUUAAUUGAAAAGUAAGUAGUGCAAAGAGAUUAUCUCCGCGAGCAGAAAUUAUAUUUAUACCUAAGAUAUAAUUAUUACAAAAUUGACAUUCAGCGUAAUUAAAGUGUUAAUUCUACGUAAGUCACUGGUUGAUAGAUCAAUUAUCAUUACCGAUUGGUUAUUGCUUGUGGAAAUAUGUAUAUCUGUUGUUGGUGCGAAUAAAAGUAUUAUCAGAUAAUGUAUCAUGAGGAGACAAAACACUAA